UGGAGCAGCUGUCCAGGGUUUGGAAUUCCAACAUGGCAGAGGCUGUGGUCAGUCUUCCCCCCACUAACUUGGAAUGGUUUCAAACCGCGAGAAGCCACGCUUGAUCGCGGCGAGCCCCGCAUUCCUCCCUGCGUUCCGCGGAUCGAUGGUCGCGUAAAGCCGUGACGCUGCGCUGUCACCUCACACAGGCUUGAAGACAUGAUCACUAGCAGCAGUAUUUAUGGUCUAAAGAUGCAGUGGACCCCGGAGCACACACAAUGGGCAGAACAACACUUUGACAUCUCAUCUACUACCCGCUCUCCAGCUCACAAAGUGGAGGCCUACAGGGGGCACUUACAGCGAACAUACCAGUAUGCGUGGGCAAACGAUGACAUCUCUGCGCUGACUGCCUCCAAUCUGCUCAAGAAAUAUGCAGAAAAGUACUCUGGGAUCCUAGAAGGCCCAAAUGAAAGAGCCCUGCUGUGCUCCUACUCGGAUAGCACCAGUGGACUCGUGAAUGGAAGAAAGUCGGAGAAUGAGUCCUGGCAGGAGGGGAUUUACCCAAUGAACUGUGCUCCAGAUGUUAUAUCUGUGAGCAAAGCUGGAAUGACAGCAGCCCUCCCCCCUACAGACGUGUCUGCGAGCAUAGGAAGCUCUCCAGGGGUGGCAAGCAGCUUGUCUGAGCCUAGCUACUCCAGCAGUAACUGUGGGAGUCACCCAGCCACCACUCUUCACUCGGGCCUCCCCUCUCAGGAAUAUAAUGCCAGUUACAAUGGCUCUUACCUGCAUUCUAGCUACAGUAGCCAGAGCACCCCAGCCCUCCCCUCCCCUCACCCCUCUCCUCUGCAAAGUGCUGGGCUCCUACAACCACCACCACCUCCGCCUACUUUAGUGCCAAGCUACAAUGCUGGAUCUCCUAACCUUCCCAACUAUAGUUAUCCUCCAACAGGGUAUGCUUCACAGACCGCUGCGUGUCCUGGUUAUAGCCCUGGGGGAGCACCACCACCCUCGGCUUAUCUGCCAUCUGGUAUUGCAGCACCCACUCCAAUACCUCCUUCCACUCUGCCCGGUUAUACCUACCAGUCUCAUAGUCACACACCAAUCACACCUACACCUUUAAAUGGUAGCUCAUCUAACUCAUUAAAACGGAAAGCUUUCUACAUGAGCGGACAUGGAGAUGUGGACACAAGCUACGCUAAUUUCAGCUACAACCAACAGCGUUCCUCACAGAGCCCUAUGUACAGAGUAGCAGACACCAGCAUCUCCGACUCAAACAGGGGCACUGGCUUUGAAAGAAACACAGAGCCAUCAUCUUUAGCUUUUAAACCAACAAAACAGCAAAUUUCCUCUGAUCAGCAAAGAAAAUUUAACUUGCACUCCAGCAGAGCACUGACUCCUCCAUCUUAUGGAUCAACCAAAAACUCUGCAGGAGAUCUAAGAACUGGGGAGCCAUACAGCAAAUUCGGGUCUCCAAUCAUGGGCGAGCAAACUGAAGAGCACAGACAGCACAUCCCCCACUCCCUUUCAGGGCCUGAUAUAGGAACGGCUACCUCAUCCAUCCAGGCUGCAGAGGAACAACUUAAGAACAGUGAUUCCAGUCUGGUAGAAUUGGUUAACACCGAAAUCCUUCAGCAGGGUUCUCCGGUAGACUGGACUGACAUUGCAGGUCUAGAUAUGGCCAAAGCAACUAUUAAAGAGGAAAUACUGUGGCCUAUUUUGAGACCUGACAUGUUUAGCGGACUUGCCACAUUACCGCGGAGCCUGCUCUUAUUUGGACCUCAGGGAACUGGCAAAUCACUGCUGGCUCGCUGCAUGGCCAGCCAGCUGGGGGCUGCUUUUUUGCGGCUGAGUGGCUCAGCACUGGUCACAAAGUGGCUUGGAGAAGGGGACAAGAUCAUCCAAGCUUCUUUCCUUGUAGCACGCUGUCGUCAACCAGCAGUAGUCCUAAUCAGUGAUGUGGACCUGCUGCUGUCUGCCCAACUAACCGAAGAGAGCCCAGUAAAUCACCUAAAGGCUGAGCUACUCAUCCAGCUCGAUGGUAUUCUGACCUCUGCAGAGGACCACGUUCUUGUGGUCUGCUCCACAAGUAAGCCAGAAGAGAUCCCUGACACCCUACGGAGGUACUUUACGAGGCGUUUGCUCAUCCCUUUGCCUGAUGGGAGUGCACGCCAUCAGAUAAUCAGCCAACUUCUCUCACAGCACAACUAUUGUCUCAGUGACAAAGAAAUAUCAUUACUCGUUCAAAGGACAGAGGGAUUUUCAGGGCUGGAUGUAGUCCAGCUGUGUCAAGAGGCUAUGGUUGGCUCUCUUCAUGGCAUUCCUGGGGCUGAACAUCCCAGCAUCCAUCCCAGUCAGAUUAGACCUGUCGCAUACCAAGACUUUGAAAAUAUAUUUUGCAAAUUCCAGCCUAGCAUAUCACAGAAAGAGCUAGAUGUAUACACCGAGUGGAAUAAAAUGUUUGGUUGUAGUCAGUAAAGGGGACCAAAUGGACACAAUUUCCUUACUUUACUGUGUUAAGUAUAAAUAAAAAGUUUGGUCUUUUUUAAACAACAAAAAAACAGUGGUGACAUCAACAUUUUAUGUAGAGCUUUGGACACAAUCUGGACAUCAUACAAUGCUACAUCCAUGCUCAAAACUAACUUCAAAGGGAUGUCCCACUUUUUUGUAUAUAGAUAUAUACAAAUAUAUAUAGGUAUAAUGCUGAUUUUGAGAUUUAGUUGCAAUCAAGUGCCUGAGAUGGUGCUGUUUAAGUUUUUUUUUUGCCUCACAAUCUUCAUUGGUGAUACGUGCUAAUAUAAAAACAAGCUUUACAAUGUGAAAAAAACCUUUUCUAUUACAGCAGUGUUGUUCAGCUGUGUCUGUUUUGUGAUCUCUGUAAAAUGUUGUGGUUAAUUUCAGCUGAAUUAAAUUAAUUGGCAGAAUUUCCCUUGAGCCUCAUUUCCUGGCACAGGUUUCAUGUGUGCAUGUAGGUUAUUUAAUUAUAGUAAAACUGUCACAUAUAUAUUUUACAUUUAUUUGUUUUCAUUGCCUUCUAGAGUUACAUUUAAUCAAUGUACUGGGCUUGUUUGGGUUGGUCUACAUACAAAACAUUACAAGGUGGUAUCAAUUGAUGUUGAAGUAUUGACACCAGGGGUAAGUUUGUGUAAAAAGCUUUAAAAUAAAUUCAUAUUUAACUGCAGUAGCUAAAUAACCAUCCUGAAAUAUUUAGAAAAGCUCAGCAUAUAUUUUCAGUACAUUAUUUAAGGACUAAAAAUACUUUUCUUUUUAAAAAAACAUCAACACCGCUUUUAUAGAUGCCCUUGCGUUUUUAACCUUUUAAACCUCUUUUGCCAAAAGAAAAAGACCUAGGGCCUGAUCUUUGCAUGUAUUCAAAACUUGUAAGCACUUGCAAAACUGAUCUUAGCACAAGGCUGCAUAGCAAUUUGCGUGUGCAAAAAAACAGUGGGCAGAGACUUACUUUCUUUUUUCUGCAUUGGAAAAUUUAUGGAGGAUAAUAGUCAAUUGAUAUACUUACCAUUGGCGAAGCGAUGUAUUACAACUAAACAGGAUUGAGGGUAAAGUUUUUGCAUCUAUGUUUAACAUGCUUUUAAGUCAGUUGCAAACUCAUGCAAAAUUGUUUGUUUUAGUGCCGACAAGAGAGACAUUGGUACAGUGCCAGUUGAUGGAGAUUGUGGGCAUUUGCGAACAUAUUGGAUGGCAAGAAACAAAAUAUUUGUUGGUAAAAAAUGUCUGGCCUGGCAAGCUCAAAUUAAUUAAAAAGGAAUACUAGGUUUAUGCAAUUACACCAAAGUGAAAAACACCAUGACUGUACUUGAAUAUUGUAGCAUCUUUAUAAAAAAGCAAAAGAAUAUUAAGAGUAACCAAAUAACAAAAAUCACAGGUUCUGUAAAGAGACAAAGAGAGGGAACUUAAAAAUGUGCAUACUAACUUGUGGUAGGGGGGAAUUUUUCCCCCACUCAUUGUUCUUUUAGAGGUUCCUUGCAAAAACAUUCAUUUCACUUUUUUAGAACAUUGAAUGAAUUAAAUUACUGGCCUGCUCUAUUUGGCAAUAUUCGGGGUAAAGUGGGUGUUUUGAUUUGUUUGUCGAGGUAAAUCCAAGUGAUUUUAAAGCGUAUAUCACUGUAAACCUGACCCUAGCUCCUUCUUGGUCCUAGGGCUUUGGAGGAAGGAAGUGAAAUGUUCUUACUUUUAAUAUUUUUAUAAUUUUUCUAACUUUAUAUGUCACAAUUUGAGAUAUGUAUAUAUAUAUAUAGUUAUUUCCUUUUUUUUAAUAACCAUUGUUAACUCCAUUAUUGCCACCCUCAAACUGCUAGUCGCACACAACUUAACCUGUUUACAUGUUUUUUACUUUGCCCAUGCAGUCUUUGUAAAUCACAAGCAACAUGCAUAUGCAUUUUUUUUUGUCCAGCCAAUUCAGUGCUCCUUACAGUAUUUGGAUUUCUUUGAAGGUCAGGCCCUAAGUCUUCUCCAGGGCCAAUUAUUACAGAGUGCUGUGUCCUCUCUUCUAGAGUUCUCUGUUCUCCUCUCUUCAGGUCUGAUGUAUAUAAAAAAAAAAGGUUGAUGAAGGGCAAAAUAAAUAAUUUGGAAAAGAAUAUGUUGGAUCAAAGACAUCAGACCACAUCAAAAUUCUAUUCAAGCAGUUAUCUGCUUUCAGGGAUAUCAGACACUUACCCCUAACCUUUGAAAAAGAAUAGCAUGAGACGCUCCACCACACUCAACAGUGGGGAUGUUGUGGUGACGUCGUAUGUAUUUAUUUUUUGUUUUGUCAAAGAUACAUUGCUAUCAGCCAGUGCUCUAUUUAUUCAGGUCAGACACAGCAAGCUAAGCACCUUGUUAUUGUGUACGUUUUUAAGCUUGGGUUUCUGCACAUGCUCCAAUAUCUUUCCAAUUCUGAGCAUUGAAUUUGAGGAAUUGAUCUCUGUGUCAUGUCCUAUUUAAAAUCAAAGUCAUGAAUUACUUAUUAAAGCCUCCUAAACUCCUUUAAAAUGACUCAAUUAGAUGAAGUAUAUUUUAGUAGAAUUUUUAAGGGACACAAAUUAUUGCAAACAAUAUGAUUAUAUCACAAUAUAUUUUUGAAACAGUUUUGUUAAAACAUGCUAUUGCAGUAUGCGGUGAAAUUAUUUUAAGGCUUUUUGCACAUUACUAAAUUUGGCAGAUGCUUUUAGUUGCAAAGUUAUUCCUAAAACAUAUCCCUGCAGUCAUUUAUUAGACAAGUUAUCCAUAAAUUCUUUUUCCUAUUUGAAAUCUCAGGAAUGUGUUUGUGAUAUACACUUUACAAGCUUGUAGUACAACACUAUGCAUGACAAACAUUGGGUUUACUGUACGUUUAAAACUGUAUCAUUAAACACAUUAGGAUUUUUAAAAAGGUCAAAACAUAAGGGAUUCUGUAGUGAUUAGAUAAUGGUUUAUUUUCAAACUUAAAAAUCAAUUUGUUUAUAAUAUUGAACCUUUUUAUAUAUAACUUGGUACAACUAAUGGCUUGCCUCAUUGUGUUGGGAUAGUAUCACAGUGUCGGCAUAUAUAGUGGGGGAUUAUACAUUUACUUUUUAAUCAAGUUUUUUUGUAAUUCAAUGCUGGCAACAAAGUCGGAAACCUUAAUUUACAGGAAAAUAAACCACCAAUCUUGUUAUUUAGACCCCAGUUUAUAGAUUGAUGGGUUCAUUUUGUGCCAAGAAAUUUAAUAAGUUCAAACAAAUAUCUUAAGAUUGAGAGACAAUUGACCACCCCAGUACCCCCCAUUGGCAGUUUAUGAUUUAUUAAACCCCAAGGCUUAUGUACAGUGUAAGUUUUGUUGUGUUACCUUGUUGCAUUUAUCUUUUAAAGAUGAAUUCACCAUUACAUCUUAAUGUCACAACUUUUCCAUCUUGUUUUAUAAUGAUGCUAAAUGAACAGAAACAGGAUUUUGUGUUUAAUCUAUCCUUUAUAUUUUUCUAAGUUUUUCACCACAUGAUGCACUUAAAGGGCAAUACCACUGACGAUGAAACAGUCUGCCUUUGCCUUUGGACAAGUUUUUUUUUUUUUUUAAUCAGCUUAUAUUCAGUGCCACAUUUCAUUGCUGUACCUUGUUUGAACCCUGAAUCUGCAAUGUCAAGUGGAGAUGUUUCAGAAACCUGAGUGUUUCUGUGCGUGCAUACUUUCUGUCCUAUGGUAUUUCAAUAGAAGUUUACACAAAAGUGUUUUUAUUAUAUCUCAAAGUCAUUAAUUUAGUUGCAUUUCUUAUAUUCUAAUCCUACAUAUUAUUUGUAUGGAAUACAACUUUUUUCCAGUUACUUUAAACUGUUGCUGUGUUUUUACACUGUUUGCUGCCAAUAUCUUGCUAAAUUUCCAUAGUACAUUUCCAACAAUGUAUGAGUCAGUCUUAGAGUUUAAUUGGCAACUUAAAAUAUUGAAUGUAUUAUAUUGUGAGCAGAGCACUUGCACACUGAACCAUGCCAGAUAAGAGGAGAGCACUGACAGGGUAUUUGUACAGAAACUGCAGAUUAACAAGCUUUUUUUUUUUUUUUUUUUAAAGAAGGUCACUUAAUACAAUACUUCUUGAUGCUUUAUCACAUAUUAUUUUAAAUCAAAAAUUUAGCAUUGUAUGAUUGUUUGGAACUAAUAACUUUUCAAGGUCUGGACAUUUGAGGAGUUUCCAAGACAAUAGCACACAGAAAGUUGUUAAUUUAUCCAGAGUGAUACUUGACUCUAUUUUUCCAUUAUGUGUAAUUCUUUGUUUGUACUCAAGUUCUAAUAUGUUUGCUGCAUUAUGGUCAGAACUGCACAACGGUUGGUGAUUUGUGGAAUGAUUAUUAUUAGUUUAAACAUGUAGAGACAUAUGUGUGGGAACCGAGUGCCUAUACUGUAUGUGUGUAAAAGGGUAAUUAAUUUGAAAGUCCUUUCUAUCAUCCAUUGGAUAAUAUCCCAUGGCACCAAUUUAACGAUCAAAGCUGGUUUGUUUGUUGUUGUUUUUUAUGUAAAGGUUAACUGUUGUUAAUAUGAAACUGGAACCAAAGUGAAACGGUUUCUCUGGCUCACCAGUUCAUCAGUGUGCAUCCACAUUGCCACUUUGCCCCACUAUCUACUACCAUACAAACUUAAACCAUAGUGAAUCUGUUUUGUAAUAAUUUGGGGUUUUUCCUAAAUCAUUAAGAAAAGUUUUUUUUUAAAUUGCUAGUCUCCAUAUAAAUGGAAAUUGAGUUGUAAUUAUUUGAAUGAUUUUAUUUGUUUUAUUAUAUUUCCAACUAUUUUGGCUCUAAUUCCCUUUUCAGCAAUCUGACUUUCAGAAAGCAAGAUCAAGUACAACUCCCUGUUUGUAGCUACUGUAUAACGAAUUUAUGUAUUCACUUUUCCUGAUAAGAUUCAGACUAUGUGAUAAGAAUAAGGUGCCACGGCUCAAAUGCAAAGGUUUUAAAAAAAAUGUAUGACUUGAAAAUC
Molecule: messenger RNA, 7392 nt
Organism: Cyprinodon tularosa
Lineage: Eukaryota; Metazoa; Chordata; Actinopteri; Cyprinodontiformes; Cyprinodontidae
Gene: fign
Product: fidgetin
Exons: 3
Coding region: 199-2454 (751 amino acids)
Molecular function (GO): ATP hydrolysis activity; ATP binding; microtubule severing ATPase activity
Source: RefSeq, a predicted model, not a curated record